AUGUCGAUCCUCAACAAGUUCAUGCGACUGCUUUCAGCAGGCUCGAUGAUGUUUCUACUCACUACACUACUUGAGAGCAACAUAGUACAAGGUGGGUCCAGACUUCUGUCUAAAUGCGCGCAGCAUUCAAGGUCGUGUAUUGACAGCAUAACAGCUAAAGGUGUCGUGGGCUUCUGGCGCUCCUCUCAGCAUGGACCUGCUCUGGAACUCGAGCCGAACAUCACCCUUCCUGAGUCCAUUAUUGAGGUGCAGAAGAUUCUCUCCGAAAUCGACACCCGACCACCAUGCCAACGCAUGGCUUACAAGAGGCACGCCCAACUUUGCCGAAGCUUCGACGCUACCCAAUCCGGCACCUUCAGGCGCGCCGAGGAAGUCGUAAUGGCACAGAACAUUUUCGCCAUUCGCAUGACUCAGUGUCAACUUGAACAGGCCGAGCAGACAUUACCAGACGUCUGUAGUCCCAUUCUUGAGCUGGCAGUCGACCACAGCAUGCCCUCGAACCACGUCAAGGCCUGCUUGAAUGGAAUUUGGCGUGAGGGCGGAAAUCCGUGGACUACAUAUACGCAAGAAAAGCAGAAUGGUCUGGUUGUGUGUCAGGCCAUGCGCCCAGAUAUGGACAAGGCCGAGCACACUCGUUUUUUUGGACUCCUGCUUGCAGCAUAUGGUGACCUGAACCAAGUAAUGCAUCAGCACAAGGACGACUUCCAAGCGCUGCAGAAGAACUUCCGAGCCGUGCAAGAGAGCAUGAGCUCAUUCAACGAGGGUCUCCGGCAGGAUCAUGAGGAGCUUCGGGCCGCAGUGCAGAAGUCGGUCGAGGAAGUCUCGGGCAAGCUCGGAGAUACGAACAUUGCUGUAGAAGACAUCGUACGCCGCAUAUCACAUGCAAAGGAUCAUCUGGCAGCUCACGAUGCCGCAGUCAAGACAGCACUUCAGCGCGCCACCGAUUUGAGCAAAGAUGUGUCAGUGAUCAACGAUGACGCGAUGGCUGGCCUGCAGAUUGAUCUCGAAGAGAUGCGGAACAAGUACAUCUUCGACCAAAAGCAGAUGCUCGAUGAACUCACCCAGCAGUUUCUCAAAGUCUCGAAUAGUGUCGAGCUGGCAAACGAUUGGUCGGGCCAGGUAAGAAGUAAUCUUCAGCUUCUCAGCACAGAUCUGGACAUAUCGGUUCACAAGGUCGGCAUUCUCAAAAACGGGAUGGUCGACGCUACGCAGCAGCAACACCGGAUGCAAGGUCAACUGAUAGACAUGGGUGUCAAGAUCAACCAGACCCAGGAGUUUUUUGAGGCCGCCCAUGAACAUCUCAGCGACUGGAUCCCUUUCCUUGGAGGCAUCGCCGAGUACGCUUCCACAUUCAAAGGAUAUUGCUCUGCGUUCGGCAUGUUCGCGCUCUUCAUGGUCUCUUCCAGCCUUGUGUCUGCUGCAUUUCUUUACGAGGCUGGCUGCUCAAAGGGCUUCACGGUUCUCGCCGCGACUGGCCUUGGCAUCAGUAAGUCCCAGAAACCUAUUCGUGCUAACUCCGCAUUGUGCUAAGAUGUUUUAGUGACCAGCACAAUUCUGAGCUUCGCGUUAGCGCAUUUCUUGCCAGCGCUUGCCGCCGUGCAGCCCAUCAUGGACUCAUUCAGCCACGGCGGUAAUGCCACUCUAGUUGGCCUUCUCGUCAUCAGCGUCCUCGGCAACCUCGCAGCAGUCGCACGCUUCCUUCGAGAGAAGCGCCUGUACGACCCAGCCAGUCCUCCAACAGCUUAA
Molecule: messenger RNA, 1746 nt
Organism: Lecanosticta acicola
Lineage: Eukaryota; Fungi; Ascomycota; Dothideomycetes; Mycosphaerellales; Mycosphaerellaceae
Source: the annotation of a GenBank genome assembly